ACCUUAGACCAGUUUUGGCCAUCUUGAAGAUUGCAGGCAGUACUGGUCCUGGUCCUUUGUGGGAGCAUCUUAUUGUGGUUUUGUUGGGCUCUCAAGUAUUGAUGCCAGGAGAGAGUAUGCGUGGAAUUGGUGUUCCAUGUGAUGCUCCUGACCGGUUUCAGUGUCGAUGCAUUUGGCACAUUGACCAUAUCUCUUGUGAUCUUGUUCCAUAUUUUGGCUAUACCAUGCAUCUUCCUAGUUGUCCGCUUGCGUUCACAGAUUCGGCAAAGGGAUUUUCUCAAGCUUGGUUUCUUUAAUGGGCCCUACACCACCCGCAUUUUUCUCGUUAUAAUUGCAAUUUGUUGGAGCUUAAGUGAAAUUGCUAGGCUAAGUUUUUUGAAAAGAAGUUUGGGCUUCAGUUUGACAUGGCAGAGGACUUUGUGCAAGCUUUACAUCCUCUUCAAUCUUGGCUUUUCAGAGCCUUCUGUCCUCCUUACAAUUUUGUUCCUUCUACGUGCCUCUUUGCAGAAGAGGGAAUCAGGCGCUUUGUCCUGGGGAUGGAACAAAAAAACCAUUGGGCUUUUUCGCAUCACAAAGGGUAGUGGAAAGAAGGACAAAUACUUCACAAAAGCUAGUGUCUUGGUCGGAGAGAAUUGCAUAUGUAUUUAUCCUCUGUUUAGCACUAUUCUUCUGGGGAUUUUUCAUGCAGUCCUCAUCAGUUAUAUCACGUGCAUUGGCAUGCGGGUGUACUCUUCAGUGAUCAACAAACAGCUUCUCCGACGGAUCUUUUGGCUGGUAUCCUCUGUUAUUUUUUCUCUUCCAGCGAGGGUACUUCUCCUAGGUUUCUCUGUCCUACCUCAAUCAGGCAACUUGACAUGCGAGCUGAUUGUAUUCUUGGCCUUUUUGAACAUGUUGUUUUGCACAGUGGUCGGCAUUAUUGUAUUGGUCUACUUGCCAGUGGCAGAUUCUAUGGCUCUGCGAAGAAAUCUAGAGGGUAGAGGGAUAAUAGACAUUCCAUAUGAUGAUUAUUACAACGACAGUGCAGCCCUUGUAGCCAACCAGAGCUGCAGUCGGGACACCAGGAGGAGCUCUGAUGUAUCUACAAAGCCUGGCUCGAUAUCUUUUAGGACGAUGAUCAUGGAUGACCUUCCUGGCUCAGAUGAGAUAAGCUUGUCGGUCCCUCUGCAUAUCGGUUCUCCUUCAGGUUCUUCAACACCGGUAAGGCACAUUCUUCCACUUAGAGAAAUCCCUAGAUACUAAGAAGAACUUCAAAUGUGCUGUCAUAUUAAUGACAUUUAUGUUUUUUUUUUGUCGCAUCUAAACGCAGUUGUACAAUAUUCAAAUUUUUGUAGGCAUGGUUGUUCCAUUCGUUAUCUUAUUUACUUGGUUGCAAUGAAGCUUACUCAAGGCUUACUUU
Messenger RNA from Zingiber officinale, 1396 nucleotides. RefSeq lists its product as uncharacterized. The coding region runs from base 142 to 1239 and encodes 365 amino acids. The transcript has 2 exons. NCBI's taxonomy places the organism in Eukaryota, Viridiplantae, Streptophyta, Magnoliopsida, Zingiberales, Zingiberaceae. The record is from RefSeq and is a predicted model, not a curated record.